This is a messenger RNA of Diuraphis noxia (Russian wheat aphid), 868 nucleotides long. RefSeq names its product transmembrane emp24 domain-containing protein (gene p24-1). NCBI's taxonomy places the organism in Eukaryota, Metazoa, Arthropoda, Insecta, Hemiptera, Aphididae. The record is from RefSeq and is a predicted model, not a curated record.
CAAUUAUCUCCCUGAAGGUUUUAAUUUCAAAGUUUAAACAGAUAAAUACAUAAAAUUAAAUAAAAAGUAUACAACAAAAUUAAACUCGACAUCGAGCUGUUAACAGCUUAAAUGUUUCAUCCUGUAACGAAUAUACUACAACAGCCAAAAUGAUACCGUCGAAUAAAAAUUCAGCGAUUGGGCUCUUAUUUUUGUCGUACUGCAUCUGUUUGGUGAAAUCGAUCGAGUUGACUUUUGAACUCCAGGACAAAGCAAAGGAUUGUUACUACGAAAACAUACUAAAAAAUACUUCCACUACGCUGGAGUACCAAGUUGUCACUGGUGGCCAGUAUGAUGUCGACGUGAUAAUUGAGUCUCCAACCAAAGAAAUUCUAUACAGACAAGUCAAAUCACAAUUUGACAGCCAUACGUUUGUAGCACCAGCUACUGGACCAUAUGCCAUUUGUUUUAGUAAUGAGUUUUCAACAUUUUCGCACAAGCUCGUGUACAUGGACUUACAAGUUGGCGAUGAAGACCCUCUGCCCGGUAUAGGAGAACAAGUGACUGUUAUGACUCAGAUGGAAGCAACGUCACAAGAUAUUCAUGAAUAUUUAAACAAAAUUAUUGACUAUCAGACUCAUCAUAGACUAAAAGAGGCUCAAAGUCGUAAACGUGCUGAAGAUCUGAAUCACCAUGUAGCGUUAUGGUCAGCUACAGAAACUAUUGCAAUAUUGUUAGUAGCCAUUGUGCAAGUAUUUAUGUUAAAACGAUUCUUCACAGAAAAAWCCCCUACGCAAAAUCAAUAUAAGUCAAUGUAUUAAAACUAUUAAGUUGAGAUUAAUUUAUAUUCAUAAUAAAAUAUGAUUUUUAAUUACCAAUAAAAAUGUAU